Drosophila montana is the source of this 1155-nucleotide messenger RNA. RefSeq lists its product as uncharacterized. The record is from RefSeq and is a predicted model, not a curated record. Bases 108 to 1073 code for a protein of 321 amino acids. Gene Ontology annotation, biological process: monoatomic anion transmembrane transport. Gene Ontology annotation, molecular function: voltage-gated monoatomic anion channel activity. Gene Ontology annotation, cellular component: mitochondrial outer membrane. Lineage: Eukaryota; Metazoa; Arthropoda; Insecta; Diptera; Drosophilidae. The transcript is spliced from 3 exons.
UUUUACUCAGAUUAUUUCUAAAAAACAAGAAAACAAAAGAAAUAAAGCAAAAUUUUUAUGUAUCCUUUAGACGUUUUAUAUAAAUUAACGGAUUUGUUUUAACCACAAUGUCUGUAUAUAAGAGAUUUACACUCAAGAAAAAAAAGAGGGAAGGCAGCGAUGCAGAAGAAGGAGAAGAACCUCGAAACACCACAGUUGAUGGUGAGAUAAUACCAAAGCAGUCGCUGGAGGGCGAAAUGCCAACAUUCUUCCAUGUCGGCAGAUGGGCCAAACAAUGCCUGACAACCGGCUAUGGAAUCGGUGCCUGGCAUAUCGAUUGCACUACCAAUGUUAGCGAAAAGCUCGGCCUAUAUAGCUUUGGGUCCGCCAAGCCUGACUUCUAUAAUGUUGCCGGUGGUGUAGGCAUUCGAGAGAAACUGGGCAUAUUCAAUCUGUACCAGACAUGGCAGACUCAGGGCUGGUUGAGCACGAUUGGAGUACGAACCGAAGCAGCUGGUGGCCUGGCAAAUGCCAUGCUGCGGGCUACAUAUAUUCCACAGAACAAUGAUGGUGUCAACGUUGAACUUUAUUCCGGCUACGAGCGUCCGCCGGUCAAGUUUGAUGUGAUCAUACCAAUUUGGAAUGUGCCAAAAUUCAUGGGCUAUGUGCUGCUCCACCUGGCCGAUAAGUACAUGUUCGCUUACCGAAGUGUCUUUAACAUAAACGACCUGGAAUUCGAGAAGCAUGUUUUAUGUUUGGGCUAUCAAGAUGAGAACUACGAAUAUGGCCUUAAACUGGAAGACUUUAAGGAACUGCGCGGCUCCAUGUUCCUGCGCGUAGGCGAGCGCUGGGCAUUCGCCCUGAAGGCGCAUCUUUAUAGGGAGCAGGGCAGGCAUUUUUCCGUUGGCGGCCAGUACAAGAUCCACGAUGAUGGACUGUUCAAGAUGCGGAUACGCGAUGAUGGCUUCUUGGGGCUGGUCUACCAGGCGGUACUCAGCGAAAACAUUGACAUUAUGUAUCACGUUGGCGUAAAUGCCAAAUCACCUCUCGAUGGCAGCCAUAAAUUUGGUGUUUCUUGGAGUCUAAAGUGUUAAUCAAAUAACUUUUUUUUAUCGAUUUAUAUGCUCGAAAUUUUGUAAUUUAAAUAAAAGUGCAUUGCAAGGCUCAAUUUUUCAA